GACUUAACAACACAAUUUGAUGAAUCAACAGAGCUGAUAAUAUAAAAAAUUUGCUGCUGCGUCAGGCAAGACUGUGGUUGACUUGUGCGAGAGGAAAGCUUAUAUUGGAACGAAGGUUUAGUUAUCUUUAAACGACUAAUAUUUAGAAAUAUGAAUAUAUUAAUAGAUACACUUCCAAAUAGUUCGCCCACUUUUCGCAACUUUGUAACAUAUUUGAUUGAAGUGUAAAAGGACAAAUAACAUGCACUAUAAUAAUAAUAAUAAUAAUAAUAAUAAUAAUAUAUUCUGUCUCAUAUCGAAUUGUUGUACGUAACCAGCUUAGUUGGCUACUCGAUACGUUGGCAAAUGUGAUAUUGUUUAUCAGUAUGUUUAUUAGCGCUAUUAUAUAUUUAUUAAAAAUACACAACUCCAUACCCGUUUCAAAAGAUUUGGUGUCUCUGAAUGUACAAUUACAUUGAUAAUAGUAUAUCCGUACAAGACAAACUUCCACAGUGGGAGCGGCUAUUUCGGUUUUGCUGCAGUUCACCGACUCUCAGCCCGGGGAAUCCGCUGCUUCGGCGGUGAGGCACCGCUGAGUUUAACAACAGUUUGUUGAGCAACUCCUGGUGAAUUUAACAACGCGGCUAUAGUGCAGUACAGUGCACCGAGGUCUCGAGGAACAGUGCGCGAUGUAGUUUACCAGUGUGUGACUUGUCAAUAGUGGUAGUUUUUUGUGUUAUUAGUUGGUUGUUUCAGGAUGGAUGGUUCAAGAUCAUAUUAACUAUUGCUAUGUUGAAGUGUACUGUUAUUUUAGUUGUAUGUCGUUUAAUUUUACCAAGUUAAAGACUAGUGUCAUGGCGGAGCUGCAGAAAGAAGAGAGUGCGCAACUGCACCAGGAGGACGCUGGCGAUAAAAGUGGUUCAACAGUAUGUGAAGCAAAGGCAGAUCAGGAGGAAUCAAACAUUGAGCAGUGUGAUGAAGGAAAGGAAAAGACAGAUCAAACAGAGGAUGUAACCAACCUAGAUCCCCAGGACGAAUCAGGUGCCGACAACACCUCCAUGUCAUCCACAGCUGCAGCAGAGAAACACAUUUCCAUUCAGGCUCAGUUGACAGACCUAGAGAAUCUGACAGAUCUAAAUGAAACUGGUAAGAAAUUAUGCCCUCUGUGCUCUGAAGAGAAGUUUAAAGCCUGCUACAAUCACAAACUACGACGUCACUUACAGAAUCUGCACUGGAAAGUCUCAGUGGAGUUUGAAGGACACAGAAUGUGCAUCUGUCAUCUGCCUUGCCGGCAACUGAAACCCAGCCUUAAUGGAGACCAGUGUUCAAGUCGGCUAGGAGCACAUUACCACUGCAUUGUUUGCUCAGCCACCAUUGCUCGCAGAACUGACAUGAUCAGCCACCUUAAGCGGCAUGUGAACAAGGGAGAGACCGAGGCCAGUUACACAGGAGGUUCAGACUUUUCAAUAGAAACAAAAGUUUCCACCAAACAGUCCUGUGAAAUAUUGAAAGAAUCAGACACCAAUGUCCAGGUCCUUCCAAACUUCAGUACUCCACAAAAGAGUGACUCCUACUUCAACCGCAAAAUGAAAACAAACAGACAGUUGGUAUUCUGUGCCCUGGCCGUUCUGUCAGAGGAACGGAGUCCGCUAGAGUGUCUGGAUGCUUUUGGAGCCACAGGAAUCAUGGGGCUGCAGUGGGCACAGCACCUGUGCAGCGCGGUGAAGGUCACCAUCAAUGACAUCAAUGAGACGUCCGUGAAGAUGAUCCGUGAAAACUGCCAUCUGAACCACAUGAGAGUGCAAGGGGACAACGAGGGGGAGGAGUUUGACGAGGAGCCAGUCUCCACCAUCGAGGUCACCAAGAUGGAUGCCAACGUCCUGAUGCACCUUCGUGCCUUUGACUUCAUACACCUGGACCCGUAUGGAACAGCAGUGAAUUACCUGGAUGCAGCGUUCAGGAACGUCCGGAAUCUGGGAAUCGUGUCGGUGACAUCCACAGACACUAGCUCUCUCUACUCCAAAACUCUGAAUGUGACGCUGAGACACUACUCCUGUCACAUUAUCAGGACAGAGUACUACAAAGAGCUUGCUGCCAGAAUGGUCAUAGCUACCAUGGCAAGGGCUGCGGCGCGCUGUAACAAGGGAAUCAAGGUGCUGCUGGCGGUGGCCCUGGAGCACUUUGUCCUGGUGGUGGUGCAGGUUCUGAGAGGACCCACGCAGGCUGACGAAUUGCCCAAAAAAAUUCAGCAGCUUAUCCAUUGCCAGUGGUGUGAGGAAAGAGUCUUCCUGAAGGAGGGCAGCAUGGUGGAGGAAAACCUGUAUAGACAGCUACCAUGUGACUGCCACGGGAGCAUGCCAGGCAAGACCGCUGUGGAACUGGGGCCUCUGUGGUCAGGUUCUCUGUUUAAUACUGGGUUUCUAAGAAGGAUGUUGUUUGAAGCUGUGCAGCAUGAGAUGGAUGAGAUCCAGCCACUAGUGAAGUCGCUGAUCUGUGAAUCUGAGUGCACAACACUGAAACAAUUCUCAAUCCCUGGGCCUGCCAGGAACGUCCGCCAAGAAUGUGGUGUAGUUAUUAAAACCUUAGAAAAAGAGGAAGAUGUAUCAAGUGAUGAACAGUCUCUGGGGACAGUUUUAUUUCCUCUAGGAAAGAGGAAGAUGCAGGAAGGAGCAGGAAACAUGUUGAAGAGACAGAAAUCUGAAAUGCCAGCGGAGCAUCCAGCCUUCUACUACAGCAUUCACCGGCACAGCAUCCGGGGGAUGAACAUGCCAAAGUUAAAUAAAUUCCUGCAGUACCUGACAGAAGCUGGUUUCCGAGUGAGUCGGACCCAUUUCGAUCCGACAGGAGUUCGUACAAAUGCCACUCUGGCCCAGUUCAAGGCUGUUCUCGCCAAGUACAGCGUGCCGACCUACACCACUGUCCAGACAGGGGACCACAGCCAUGCUGCAGAAGAAGUCAAGUUGGACAUGGAGUUUGCUUGUCCAUGAAAAUGCUGAACUAUUGCUAAACCUCAGAUUAAUUGAUUACUAGCUUUAGCUGGGAUUUUGACUGUGAAAGGGUCAGAUUAAGCAAGUAUGCUGUCUGUAUCUGUGCUUAUAAACCAGACUUCUGAUCUGAUGUCUUAAAAGUUAUACCAUGCUCCACUCUUCUGAUAAAUACAAAGGCUGAAUUAUUUUUUAAGCUAUUUGCACAAAACUGACAGCAUAAGAAUAUUAGAUGGGUGUGUGAAUAUUUCAAGGCUUAAUUACCUGUUCCCUUACAAAUUUCUUUUCAGAUUUGUUAAGUUUUGUCCACAUAGACUGUUUAUCUGAAUGUCUGUUGUCAUGCCAGGACCAUCUUGUGAGUUUUUACAGAGUAAAGUUUCCUGACUGAUAGUUACAUGCAUUGUUAUUUUUCAACAAGGUAUUUUUAGCUCUGAAAGGAAUCCCUAUAAAUUAAUGCUGGCUUGAAAGUAGAUGUAUUCAUUUGUAUGUUCCUGUGUUUUCAUAAUUUUUUACAUGAAAGUAAUUAAUAUAGUACUGCAGUGAGGUAUUCCAGUCUAGGGAAUAACCUCCAAAGCCCCAUAACUCUGGUAUUGUCUGCAUUUCAUUGCUUUGCUCUUGAGUGAUUCAGGGAACUCAAUGUUUUCUUACAAUUACACACCAUGCUUGAAAAGUCACCUGAAACAUUCUAGGCGGUAGUAACAAUAUGUUUGUGUUUCCUAGUGAACAGUUUCUCUGUAAUUAAAGUGCACCACAGUCUAGUGCGGUCUAGGCUCUCACAGUUGCUUGUUGUUUUUGUUUUUUGUUUAAAUGAACUAGGAUGUAUAUGUUAAUUGGAUUUGUUUUUAAGAUAUGUGAAUAGGUUAAGUAGUUUACUCUAAUGAAUGAACAGUGAUAAAUCCAAAAAUUGGUCAUUCAUUUCCUUGAAAGGCUGUUCUGUUUCUGAAAGUAUAUUACACCAGAUUCCUUACAUUGAAAGUAAACCCAUCUACCAACAACAGAAAAUGUCCUGCACUGACAUAAACUCAUGGUGUUUGAUUC
This is a messenger RNA of Polyodon spathula (Mississippi paddlefish), 4001 nucleotides long. Its product is annotated as TRMT1-like protein. The coding region runs from base 741 to 2966 and encodes 741 amino acids. The record is from RefSeq and is a predicted model, not a curated record. Gene Ontology annotation, biological process: tRNA N2-guanine methylation. Gene Ontology annotation, cellular component: nucleus. Gene Ontology annotation, molecular function: RNA binding. The transcript has 17 exons. Lineage: Eukaryota; Metazoa; Chordata; Actinopteri; Acipenseriformes; Polyodontidae.